Messenger RNA from Sarcophilus harrisii (Tasmanian devil), 7979 nucleotides. RefSeq names its product leucine rich repeat containing 8 VRAC subunit C (gene LRRC8C). The transcript has 3 exons. The record is from RefSeq and is a predicted model, not a curated record. Gene Ontology annotation, molecular function: protein binding. NCBI's taxonomy places the organism in Eukaryota, Metazoa, Chordata, Mammalia, Dasyuromorphia, Dasyuridae. Bases 291 to 2702 code for a protein of 803 amino acids.
AGGAGGAGGAGAAGGAAAGAAGAGAAGGAGGAGGAGGAGAGGGAGGGCUGUUAAGGGGUAGGGGCGUUAGCUGCGUCCUGCCUCAGAACCGGGAGGAGGAAGCCGCCGCUGUCGCCUCCGCCGCAUUGCUACCACCGAGACAAACCAUGAACCGAGCUCCUUGGCGGCCUCCCCGUGGCCCCACAGACGGCCCUCCCUUCUUGGAGGACAGCCGCCUCCUGUGAGUCCGGCUCGGAGCGCCCUCACCUCGCCUCAUCAGCACUCCCGCCCGUCCAAGGACCCAAAGAAUCAUGAUUCCGGUAACGGAAUUCAGGCAAUUUUCUGAACAGCAGCCUGCUUUCCGAGUACUCAAACCAUGGUGGGACGUGUUUACGGAAUAUCUCUCUGUAGUCAUGCUAAUGAUUGGUGUGUUUGGCUGUACCUUACAAGUUAUGCAAGACAAGAUAAUCUGUCUCCCCAAAACCAUACAACCUUCUCAGAACCACUCAUCCCUUCCUAACGCAUCUCACACCAUUGAUACUUCAACACCACUGCCUCCUCCACCACCAUCUGCCAGCCCUGCAACUGUGGAAAUGAAAGGAAGAAAGACUGACUUGGACCUGCAGCAGUAUAGUUUUAUCAACCAGAUAUGUUAUGAAAAAGCCCUCCAUUGGUAUGCUAAGUACUUCCCUUACCUCGUCCUCAUCCACACCCUCAUCUUCAUGCUUUGCAGUAACUUUUGGUUCAAGUUCCCUGGCUCCAGCUCCAAGAUAGAACACUUCAUUUCCAUUCUGGGGAAGUGUUUCGACUCUCCUUGGACCACCAGGGCUUUAUCUGAGGUAUCUGGGGAGGAUUCUGAAGAAAAGGACAACAGGAAGAACACCUUACAGAAAGCAUCUUUUCCCUCCCAAACGCCGACCGAUACUACUUUGGUCAAAUCUCAGUCCUUAAAGUCCAUCCCCGAGAAGUUUGUGGUUGACAAGACCUCUGCUGGGGCACUGGAUAAGAAGGAAGGCGAGCAAGCUAAGGCCCUGUUUGAAAAGGUAAAAAAGUUCAGGAUGCACGUCGAGGAGGGAGACAUCCUUUACAGCAUGUAUGUCCGCCAGACUGUCCUCAAAGUGCUCAAAUUCCUGAUCAUCAUUGGUUAUAAUAGUGCCCUGGUUCCCAAAGUCCAGUUUACGGUCAGCUGUGACAUUGACAUUCAGGACAUGACGGGGUAUAAGCAUUUCUCUUGCAAUCAUACCAUGGCACACUUAUUCUCAAAACUUUCCUUUUGCUACUUAUGUUUUGUAAGCAUAUAUGGACUAACGUGCCUUUACACUUUAUAUUGGCUUUUCUAUCGGUCUCUAAAGGAAUAUUCUUUUGAGUAUGUGAGGCAGGAGACGGGAAUUGAUGAUAUACCCGAUGUGAAAAAUGACUUUGCUUUUCUGCUACAUAUGAUCGAUCAAUACGACCCUCUCUACUCUAAGAGAUUUGCCGUGUUCCUGUCCGAAGUCAGUGAAAAUAAAUUGAAACAGUUGAACUUAAAUAAUGAGUGGACCGUUGAUAAACUGAGGCAGAAGCUCCAGAUGAAUGCCCAGAACCGCCUGGAGUUACCACUGAUCAUGCUCUCGGGCCUUCCAGACACCGUCUUUGAAAUCACCGAACUGCAGUCUUUGAAACUCGAAAUCAUCCAGAACGUCAUGAUUCCAGCCACCAUCGCCCAACUCAGCAACCUCCAGGAGCUCUCUUUGCACCAAUGCUCUGUCAAAAUCCACAGUGCUGCUUUGAGCUUCCUGAAGGAAAACCUGAAGAUCUUGAGCGUCAAGUUUGAUGAUUUCCGGGAAUUGCCACCCUGGAUGUAUAGCCUCAGAAAUCUGGAGGAGCUCUACUUGUAUGGUUCUUUGGGUCACGAUAUCUCCAGGAACAUCACUCUCGAAUCUCUGCGGGACCUUAAAAACCUGAAAGUUCUCUUACUCAAAAGCAACAUCCCCAAAAUUCCUCAAGCUGUCGUGGAUGUUUCCAGCCACCUCCAGAAAAUGUACAUCCAUAACAACGGGACCAAGCUUGUCAUGCUCAAUAACCUGAAGAAAAUGGUCAACCUCACAGAGCUGGAGCUGGUCCACUGUGAUCUGGAGCGCAUCCCCCACGCCAUCUUCAGCCUGCUGAGCCUCCAGGAGCUGGACUUGAAGGAAAACAACCUCAAAUCAAUAGAAGAAAUUGUGAGCUUUCAGCAUUUACGGAAGCUGACGGUUCUUAAACUCUGGCAUAACAGCAUCACCUACAUCCCGGAGCAUAUCAAAAAGCUCACCAGCCUGGAGCGCCUGACUUUUAGUUACAAUAAAAUAGAGGUACUGCCUUCUCACCUCUUUCUAUGCAACAAAAUCAGACACUUAGAUCUGUCUUUCAAUGACAUUCGGUUCAUCCCACCGGAAAUAGGAGUGCUACAGAGUUUACAAUACUUUUCCAUCACUUCUAACAAAGUCGAGAGCCUCCCCGAUGAAUUGUAUUUCUGUAAGAAACUGAAAACUUUGAAGAUUGGAAAAAAUAACUUAUCAAUCCUUUCACCAAAAAUUGGGAAUUUAGCAUUCCUCACCUUUUUGGAGGUCAAAGGGAAUCAAUUUGAGGUCCUCCCUCCAGAACUCGGUGACUGCCGGGCCCUGAAGCGAUCUGGCUUUAUUGUGGAAGAUGCACUGUUUGAAACGCUACCUUCUGAUAUCCGGGAGCAAAUGAAAGCGGAGUAACUUAUUUUUCUUCAAAGUUUGACUGAAAUAUGCUUCUACCAAAUACAUUAUAAAUAACUAGGUAGUCUAAUGCCUUUACUAUUUUUUUUUCUUUUUCACACAAAACAAAAUGUACAGACAGAUUUGAAGUAAGGAGUACAUAUAUUUUUAAUAAAAAUUUACUUGUAUUUUUUCAAUGUUAAUAUUUUACAUUUUUAUUUGUUCUGGAUACUAAUGUACCUUUAUUAUUGUUUUAUACUGGCAAAACCAGAUAGUUCCAUCUGCUUGUUUUUUGGGUUUUGUUCUGUUUUGUUUUAAGUUCAAUUUAUUUGCAAGGAAAGGAGGAAGUUUGGAAAUGCAGCACGUUGUGGAUUAUUUGUAAUUGAUGAAGGGUAUUUUGCUAAGAGCAAAUAAGUCCAAGGUCUUUCCGUUAUUUGAUAAACCGAGUAGUCUUGUAAAUGAUGCAGGUCAUUUUCCUCUUACCAUCUGGCUUUUCCCUUGACAACAGGAUUCAUUGGUUCUCCUUCUCUAAAGAAUCAGAAAAAAAUUUAAUUUAAUUAGAAUUAAAGAACCAGAUUCAUCGGUUCUCUUUCUGCUCAGAUAAAACUGAAGUCAGUGAGCACAGUAACUAGAGGCACUCAGAUAUAAAAUCACCAUUAAGUCCUCAUUGUAUCCCACAACUCCAAACAAGAUAGGUGGGAUUACAGGAGAGUUGUGAUUGCCUUUGAAUAGUGGAAGAUUGUAUGUGAAAGAAGAAAAAGAUCUUCAGUGACAGUUGUAAUGGGGUGAAUAGAGUUGAAUGGAUUUGUACUUUUUGACAAUUAUUUUUAAAGAUCAGAUUUUUUGAUUGAAAUUCUCAGUAGUUUGUUUAUCCUUUGGAUCUUAACAUUGCUGUGUAGCAAGGAUAAACAACCUUUGACAAUUUUAAUUUAUUUUAAUAUUAUAAUUGGUAAUGGAAUUAAAAAUCACGAAAUUAGAAGCCUGCUUUUUCAGUAACUCAAUCAUCUGCAAAAUCUUGAAAUACGUAGGUGCAUUAAAUAGGAACUAUGCUCGAUAGCCAGUGAACUUCACUGUUUUUUUCCUUCCUGUUGGGCAGUGUGGCAGUCGUUAUCUACUUAAGUUUUGUCUCUUGCUCCCAAAUAAAUGAAAGACUAUAAAAUAAUCUGUUUAUAUACUAAGCAAUUUCCCUCCAAACCUUUCUUUCCUGUAAACAUACCGAUGGCUACCGGUUAACCAGACACAGGAAACAUAUUUGCUGUGCUUGACUUAAAACAGGAUCUUAUUCUAAAUAGUUCUGUUCCCUUUUUUCUUUUAUGUGUGAACGAAUUGUUAAGUGAUUUUCACUUAGCAGAUUUUGCCUGAUGAUGGUCAAUAUUGGCCCUAUCUAUUCUUGCACUUAGCAAUGCAGAAAUAUUUGGAUCUCUGUGUGAAAAAUGUCGAUGGACUCAAGCUUUGUAAUAAGAAGAUACAAAAAUGGUAUUUGCAUAUGUUGUGAUUGGUCAUGAGACCUUUGUCAUAGUACCAAAUUUCCAUUGCACUGAGCCCUCACUGGUCCAAGGAAGCUUCUCUGACUUAUAUCGAAGGCAAAAAGAAGGCAAGUGUGAUGGCCUCAAAAAACUUGCUUUAAAAACUAGUUGUUCAACAAAUAAUUCAGUGGCUUAUUGUUAAUCUGCUAUGGACUGCAUCAAUAGGAACUGUUCAGCGUACAUCUGUAUCACUUUCUACUUUCCCGUUGGGUGCCAUAUUGAAGAUAUCCUUUGCAUUGUACUAUUCACCUAAUGAUCUAGCCAAAGUGAUGUUACAGGGCCUACUGAAUAGUCAGUGUUUCUGAGUGCCAAUUGGUCAGCUCACUUAUGUGAGACCAGGAGUGAGGGUUAAAAACCCUGUGUGUUUGAAGUGGUCUUGUGUUUACAUUUCCUCCCCACUUAACCAUUCACUUCCAGAAUGUUGUUGUGAUCCAUAUAUACACUGGUUGUGAAGAUUGUGUUGUAUUUAGAAAUGUGAUGUACUCUGUGAUCUGAAUGUUUUUAAACUUCCAGGGAAGUAGGUUUUUUUGUUUUUGUUUUGAGGUUUGUUUGUUUUUUUGGUUAAUUAUUAUUAUUAUUUUUUUUUUUUUUUUUUUUUUUUUGGCCACUGAGAAGAACAAACCAACCUUAUUUCAGAAGUCAGGACCCCAGUGGAAUCUGGGAAGGGGGUGCUCAAUUUUUUUGAAUUAUAGGCAUAGGUUUGCUUUUACAUGCAGCCCUUUUAAGAAAAAAAAAGUGCCAUCAAACUUAAAAGCUUAUUUAAUAUUUAAGCAACAAUUCAGCUUUCUAGGUCUAUAAGUAUUUAUUAAGCACUUGCUGUAUGCGUGAGACAUUUCUAUGACCUAUAUCAAUUUUGGCAGAAUUAUAAUGCCAAAUCAGCCUAGCUUAUAUUUCAUUUGUAAGGGAGAUAUUAUUAUCUCCCUUACCUGCCAAAAUAAGUCUGAUAACAAUAAUAAUCUUUAAACUGGUUUUUUAAAUGGAAUAGCAUGAAGCCUUUCAGCUUUGGCCUAAAAAAUAAAUGUGUAGAUAUUUCUAUGGGGGCAGAGGUAGGGGCCUUCCCCACCCACAGACAUAUAAUACACAGAUCUAGAUAUUUCCUGAUUUUCUCUUUUUUAGCUUUCUAAUUUCCCAGUUCAUAUUUAUUAAUUAAAAAAAAAAGUUUGGCCUUUAUUAAAUAAAACUCAGGUAAACAAGUAGCUUGGCUUUCCAAAGGCCAUUUUAGUCAUCUGUGGGGUCCAUUUAUGCCCCCAUUUUCAGCAUUUUAAAAGUGCUCUUGAUAGAAGUGAAUAAUAAAUUGUAUUUCCCCUCAAAAGGACCUAUAUGAGGCUACCUAUGUAAAUAUACAGGCACCCUUUGUUUUUGCUGCUUAAACCUUGAUAUUCACAAUGGUGAAAGCUUUUAUAUAGAGUGACGCUCCAAGAGCAGACGUUCCUUUUUUGAUGAACUGAUUAGAACAGCACAUACGCUGCAUUUCCAAGUGAAGCCUGUCUAUGAAUUAACUCAGCAAUGAUUCUGUAGAAGUCUAAUGUUCUUGAUCCCGUGAUCUCUGACUGCAAGAUUUUGGAGGGUAAUUAGAAAAACUUCUGGAUCAGAUGAACACAAUUGUCACUUCUGCCAUUUGCAGCAUGGUCCCUAAGCCCAUUAAAUCACCUAUGGUGCUAAUCUAAACUGGUCUUCACAAUUCAUGCUAUUAUACAUUCAUGAUAAAGGAAAAAAAAUGUUAUUUUAAAUAUCUCCUCUGCUAAUUCCUAGAGAGGAAGUAUGGUUCAAUGGAAAGAACCCUGGCUUUGCAGAGGACUUAUAAUCAAAUAUUGCCUCUGAUGUUUAAUACCUGGACAACAUGGGACAGAUCAUUUCACCUCCCUGGUGGUCAGUAUCACUGUCUGAAAAAGGAGGGUAUUGGACUAAAUAUCCUGAGAGGUCAUGAUCUUCCAGUUCUAGAUCUGUGAGCUAUGUACAUGGAAGGGUCAAGCCUUGGGACAAUAAAGCUCUGGGUUCAAGUCCUCCUUCUGAGCUAGCUUGACAGCUGCAGGCAAACCACCUUAACAUCUCAGUGCUUCCAAGCAACUCUAAGAUGAUAAGUUAAGUACCAGGGAGAGAGUUACAGGAGGCCCUGAAAAAGACUCUAAAAAUGAACCUUUUUUCAUAUCUCUUGGGUCAAGGCUAAAUGAGGAGAUGAUAUGAAAUAUCCCAGAAGGCUUAGCGCAGAAAAGAGAUCCCUACAGGGGAAUAUCAUGGUUGCCUCCAAGAAUUUGAAGAGCUAUUUGGGAGAGAUUGAAACUGAUUCUUCCUAACCCCAAAAGAUAGGACCAGGAGCAAUGACAAAGGGUAGAAGCUGCUUAGGAAUAAAUUUAAGUUUUCUGUAAAGGAAAACACUCACAAUCAGCUCUUCAAAAAUAUAAUGGGUCACCUCAAUAGGUAGUGUGAGUGACUGGACUGUUCUCCCUUGGAGAUCUUCAGGCAAAAGCUGGAAGAUUACUUGUUGGAAAUGGUAUCAUGGGAUUCUUGUUUCUGGAUUAGAUGGUCUCUAAGAUCUCUUCCAAGAGCAAGAAUCUGUGACUCCGAGUCUGUGAAAUGCUUGGGAUGAGACAAAUAGAGGGCCUCUUGGCCCUUGUCUUACCCCUUUAUUACUAGUAUGAAAGAAUCAAAAAUAACUUGACUGGUAUAUGGAUGUCCUUUCGUUACAUUUUCCCCAUCCCCUAAAAAAGUGUAAAAGAUGGGUAUUUCUAUACUUGCCAAAAUUCAAGGAAAAAAAAUACAGGCUUCCUGUAUAAUAACUUCCUUCCAUGGAAGUGAUUUCUCCUAAAAUGACCUCCAUAUUUAUCACCUUUCAAGGACUCAUUCAGUUCAACAACUAUUUAUAAAUAAGCAUUUCACACCAGACUCUAUCCAAGGCAAAAGUAAGAAAAGAAGGAAUGAUUCCCUGACUUCAAGAAGCUUACAUUCUACUGAAAUGAAGUGACCAAUUAGGAUCCACUGAUGCGAACCAUCUUCAAACCAUACAUUAUUAACACAAAAUUUUACCAACACUCUGGAGCAGUCAAUAGAGAAGAGAACAUAUUUCAGCAUAGAUGCAUUCUUUUAAAAGUCCCAUUUAAAGUUCAUGGUGAAUCUGAAAUGUUCAUCCUAUCAGUGAUCUUAUUGGUGAUAAAAAUUUGACUUCUUAAAUUAAUAAUGCACAAUGGGUUUUCCAAAUUAGUAUCACAAUGUAAUUAAUGGCUAGUUAGGAGGUUGUGUCCUAAAGGACCGAGCCCUUGGUACUGGGAAUUACUUUCCACUCAGAAACUAGGAAAGAGUUGUUGAACAACUAUAGACUGGAUCUUCUUUGAUUCUUCAGGAUGGAUAAACCUCAUUGGUGGAAGGUGAGUACCAUUUUAGAUUGUGAACUCUUUGAGGGCAAGGACUGCCUUUUGCAAUUUUAUAUCCCCAGCACUUAGCUCAGUGCCUAACACAUAGUAGGUGCUUAAUAAAUAUUGACUGAAUGACUGGAAACUUAAGCAUGCCAUUACUGUCCAGCAUCAUCACCCCUAUUCCCAAUUGUUUCUAAUUAUCAAGUGUCCACUGGUCCUUGGUCUUCCUGGUAAAAUUCAGAUGAAAAUGCUUGGCAGUAUAAAAAAUAAACAUCUUAUAUUUUAAGAAGGCUUUUUAUGUCAAAUCUCUGUUAAAAAAAUAAAUAAAUAAAUAAAAGAGAAUGAAGAUAUUGUGGUCUUGGUUUUAUUUGAUUGGCAGCUAUCUGAUAAGUAAUGUCUUAUGAAUUCACCUGCUUCCUCUG